Messenger RNA from Suillus paluster, 321 nucleotides. RefSeq lists its product as uncharacterized. The coding region runs from base 1 to 321 and encodes 106 amino acids. The record is from RefSeq and is a predicted model, not a curated record. The transcript is spliced from 3 exons. NCBI's taxonomy places the organism in Eukaryota, Fungi, Basidiomycota, Agaricomycetes, Boletales, Suillaceae.
AUGGAUCCCCACCGGAAUUCUCGAUCCACAUCAUCACCGCCUGCCACCCAUUCCUCUGCUGUUGCUCCCAUUACCUCAAAGCCCACCUACACCGCCUAUCAAUCUGGUGGCCUAUUCGUCCAGGUCAUGCACCUCCGCCUGUUAUCAAUGUUCCUCUCGCGUGAGCGUCAUGCUGUGGGUGCUCCCAACCAAGAUGACGAUGACUUACUACGUGAUGAAGACUAUAUUCCUCCUUCACCGAACCUCAAUUCACAACCACUACCCGAAGGGCAGAUUACCGCCGGAGAGCAUGGAAGCGGCCGGUUCUGUGGCUGCUUCUGA